AUGUCUGGAGUUACGAAGGAGGAAGAAUCGGGUAGUCCUAGUUGGGGUGCUUCGUUUUUAAUGCAGACAACGGAAGAUGUGGCUAAAGCGGUCGCUGCUGCUAUGAAUACUCCAAGGCCGUCUGUUAUUUAUUCGUCGAAAAAUGAACAGGGUGGUAGUCAACUUCAAAGGCUGCAGUAUCAAGUUACGAAAAUGAUAAAAGGGUUUUCUCGUCCUCCUGAAGUUAAAUAUGCGAAUUAUAAUCCGGAAAUCUUGACGAGUCAGAAGCGUCAAUGGGCUGCUAACUUUCAUUUGCAGUACAAUGAUCACAAGUCUUGGAAGGAGCCAACAAAGUUGUUUGAAAGUAUGGUGGUGUUUAUUGGUGUUAUCCAAAGAUUCAGUUACUUAAUGGCCAUCGCUCACAGAGUUUUCUAG
Messenger RNA from Vicia faba (fava bean), 414 nucleotides. NCBI's taxonomy places the organism in Eukaryota, Viridiplantae, Streptophyta, Magnoliopsida, Fabales, Fabaceae. The record is from the annotation of a GenBank genome assembly.